Molecule: messenger RNA, 826 nt
Organism: Arachis ipaensis
Lineage: Eukaryota; Viridiplantae; Streptophyta; Magnoliopsida; Fabales; Fabaceae
Product: Adenine nucleotide alpha hydrolases-like superfamily protein
Source: RefSeq, a predicted model, not a curated record
GCAGCAUUGGUGAGAGUGUGAAUCAAAGCAUGGAAGAUUUGAACAUGUAUUAUGGUGGUGGGAAUAAUAAAGAGGAGAUUACUAAUAAUGGGGUUAUGGUGAGGAAGAGGGUGAUGGUGGUUGUUGAUGGAACUUCACAUUCAAAGCAUGCAAUGAUGUGGGCUCUAACACAUGUUGCUAAUAAGGGUGAUUUGCUCACUCUUCUUCAUGUUGUUCCUCUUGACAAGGCUUCUGAAUCUUAUUCUUGUUCAACUUACCUUGUCAACUAUCUUGGAUCCCUUUGCAAAGAUUGCAAGCCAGAGGUGGAAGUGGAAGCCCUUGUAAUUCAAGGGCCAAAACUGGCUACAGUGAUGAGCCAAGUAAAGAAGUUAGAGGUCUCUGUCCUUGUACUGGGCCAAAAGAAGCCAUCUUCUUUCUUUAGCUGCCUUUGUGGAAGCAGCGAUAACAGCGGCACAGAGGAGUUUGUGGAGCAUUGCAUCAAUAAUGCAGAUUGCUUGACGAUUGGAGUGAGGAAGAGAAGCCAGGGCACGAAUGGCUAUCUUAUCAGCACUAGGUGGCGGAAGAACUUUUGGCUUCUUGCUUAGAUGCAGAUUUCAUAAGAGGGGUAAAAUGGGAAAAUUAACCUAAUAUAUAAGUUUGGAGCCUUGGAGGGGUGUUACCUAUAAAACUAUUUUAGCAUGUAACUAGUUCUAACUAUAUCGUCGUCCUUGUACCAAUGUAAUCAUAUGAUGUCAUCUUUGUAAGUCUAUGUUACCUGAGAAUAUGAUUAAGAAGCAACCUGCCCAUGCUUGCCAAUAAUUUUUCUUUCUUUCUUUGGGUAGAGCCA